Macadamia integrifolia is the source of this 1130-nucleotide messenger RNA. Its product is annotated as cytochrome c oxidase subunit 5b-1, mitochondrial-like. NCBI's taxonomy places the organism in Eukaryota, Viridiplantae, Streptophyta, Magnoliopsida, Proteales, Proteaceae. Gene Ontology annotation, biological process: mitochondrial electron transport, cytochrome c to oxygen. The transcript has 7 exons. Gene Ontology annotation, cellular component: mitochondrial envelope. The coding region runs from base 225 to 779 and encodes 184 amino acids. The record is from RefSeq and is a predicted model, not a curated record.
CUUCGGCAGUCUAACACGUGUCCAAUUUAAUUAAGGUUCAAAUUACAUCCAUCCAAGUCCCGAGUCCCGACUGUGUUUUGGCCCGUAAUAGGUCGGAUCUGUGAUCGCUUCAUUCUCAUUUCCAAUCAAUUUGCUCUCUGACCACUUCACAGAGUGACACAGAGAUAAAGAGAGUCUUCGGAAAGGUGGGGAAGACCUGAGAUCAUCUAAAAUUCAUCCUCACGAUGUGGAGACGGGCUUCCUCUCACCUCCAAACCCUAGUGCCAUGGCGAUCUGCUCUCAAUCUCAACCGCUCCGUUAUCGCUGGAGAGAAAGCUUUAAGAAACCGAGUUCUCAAUUCAGGGUCGUCGCCUUCCGCGUUCCAGAGAACUGCCCCUCUUUUCUCUAACCAGUUCAGUUCUGAAUCUGGCGCCGUUCUAUCUAAUGAAAAGAAGAGAGUAGAGGAUGUAAUGCCUAUUGCCACCGGGCAUGAGCGGGAAGAGCUCGAGGCAGAGCUCGAGGGGCGGAGAGUUCUCGAAAUUGAUUAUCCUGAAGGUCCUUUUGGCACCAAGAUAAUGAAGAGGCGUGACCUAGACUUACAUGGUCAAAAUGUUGGUUAUAUAGACAUUUACCAAUUAAGGAAGCACCUUCUAUCAUCAAGUCUUACUUCGACAAGAGAAUUGUUGGGUGUCCUGGGGGUGAAGGCGAGGAUGAGCACGAUGUUGUUUGGUUUUGGCUGGAGAAAGGCAAGCCUCAUGAAUGCCCUGUGUGUACUCAAUAUUUCGAGCUGGAAGUGGUAGGUCCAGGAGGUCCACCAGAUGGACAUGGAGAUGAUGAUCAUCAUCAUUGAUGCAGUGUGCAACUUUCCUGCUAUAAUAAGAUCUGGUCUGAUGCUGGGAUGAUUUGUGUCAUACAUUGUAGCUACAAACGCCUUUUUGGUUUGUUUAGGUGAAUCUUCAGUUUUCUUGCACUCUUCCGACCAUAUUUGGGUCGGUGAUUUUUUGGUUUCUUGGCUUCAUAAACCAGUGAAGCUUUGGAUUUUUUUUAGCCUCGUAGUUGCAUCAUCAAAUAAUUGAUGGCUACAUUGUGUUUCUUCAUUGAAAUCUCCUCUCCCAAAUUAAUGGAAUACACAAGACUUUCAUUUUCUUCGA